CGGUAAUGCACAUCAAUAAGUUGUUUGCCAAGCACCAUAAAUAAAGAAGUAGAAGCAGCUAACGGGUAAUCCAUGAAGCUAACGCAGGGCUGGGCCAUGUGGUGAGGCCAUGCAGAGGAGACACAGCAGCAACACGGAUGGCAUGCCCUCUGAAAGAAAUCGAAGCCAAACUCUGGGGUCGGAGAGCAGCCUGGAUGACGGAGGCGUGUUUGACUGCCUGAAGCCUGAGUCGUCUGCUUCACCCCAGCAGAUGUUCUCAGGCCUGGUGGGCGUCCCGUCCAGCUCUGUCUCGUCUGCUCAUCUGCAAGCAGCUGGUUUAUUUCUAGGCUCCCCACCUGAAGUUUUUAUCCAGAUGACUGCAUCUUCCAGGGAAGAAGCAGGCAGCCAUAGAACAGAGGGCAGACCGUUCCUCACCCGGCCGCCCCAGCACUACCACCACCACUUCCACCACCAGCCCCUGCAGCACAGAACAUCAUCUCUGCUUCAGCAGGCAACCACGGCAGCAAGCUCCGAGAGGCACGGCUCCAGGGAAGACGCCCAGGAUGAGCAGUCUACCCCGGCUCCAGCUCUGUUGGAGCUGAAGUCUGUGGUUACAUGGCUGCAGAGGGGCUUUCCCUUUAUCCUCAUCCUGCUGGCUAAAGUCUGCUUUCAACAUAAACUAGGUAUCGCUGUGUGUGUGGGAAUGAUCAGCACAUUUGCUUAUGCCAAUUCUACAUUUAAGCAUCAAGUUUCACUGAGGGAGGAGCGAUCCAUGUUUGUGGCUCUUUGGAUCAUCUUGUUUCUCGGGGGGAACAUCGUAUAUAUCUACUACUGCUUCAGCCAGGAGGAGCUGCACUAUAGCCUCAUAUUUGCGAAGCCCAACCUCAACAGCUUUGACUUCUUUGAUCUGAUCUGGGCGGUUGGAAUCACCGACUUCGUCCUUAAAUACGUCACCAUCGGCCUGAAGUGCUCUGUCCUCUUUCUGCCCAAGAUGAUUAUGGCCUUCAAGUCAAGGGGUAAGUUCUAUCUUCUGAUCGAGGAGCUGAGCCAGCUGUUUCGGGCUCUGGUGCCAGUGCAGCUGUGGUAUAAGUACAUCAUGGGCGAGGACCCGUCAAACAGUUACUUCCUGGGAGCAGCACUCAUCAUCAUCUACAGCCUCUGCAAGUCCUUUGAUCUUUGUGGACAAGUAUCUGCGAUACGGAAGGCGUUGAUGAUGCUCUGCAGCUCCCAGAGUUACGGAGUGAGGGCCAGCAAACAGCUCUGCAGCGAGGCUGGUGAUGUCUGCGCUAUCUGCCAGGGGGAUUUCAAAGAUCCUAUUGCUCUCAUCUGUCAGCAUGUGUUCUGUGAGGAGUGCCUGUGUUUGUGGUUCGACCGCGAGAGAACGUGCCCUCUGUGUCGCUCCACUGUCGUCGAGGCCCUGCGAUGCUGGAAGGACGGCACCACGUCCGCUCACUUCCAGAUAUACUGAGCUCUCUGACAAGAUUCAUAGGAUGAUAGGGAUGGGAGUGCGCUUUAAAGGAAGUUACACCAUGCCCCAGUGAACACUCAUACAGAAUGAUAAUUUUUGCAGUUUUCUAAACUAAAUGAUGG
This is a messenger RNA of Cyprinodon tularosa, 1569 nucleotides long. It is a transcript of the gene rnft2, whose product is annotated as ring finger protein, transmembrane 2. Bases 110 to 1447 code for a protein of 445 amino acids. Gene Ontology annotation, biological process: positive regulation of ERAD pathway. NCBI's taxonomy places the organism in Eukaryota, Metazoa, Chordata, Actinopteri, Cyprinodontiformes, Cyprinodontidae. The record is from RefSeq and is a predicted model, not a curated record. The transcript has 10 exons. Gene Ontology annotation, molecular function: ubiquitin protein ligase activity.